Molecule: messenger RNA, 3362 nt
Organism: Rosa rugosa (rugosa rose)
Lineage: Eukaryota; Viridiplantae; Streptophyta; Magnoliopsida; Rosales; Rosaceae
Product: probable splicing factor 3A subunit 1
Exons: 1
Coding region: 412-2505 (697 amino acids)
Biological process (GO): regulation of alternative mRNA splicing, via spliceosome; mRNA cis splicing, via spliceosome
Cellular component (GO): U2-type prespliceosome; catalytic step 2 spliceosome; U2 snRNP
Molecular function (GO): RNA binding; protein binding
Source: RefSeq, a predicted model, not a curated record
CGGUGACCCAGUUGAGAAGAAGCUGCAGAGAAGAGUUUUGGAUAGACGGUUGCAGAGAAACGAGGCUAAGCUUGCACUAUGCCAUCAUCACCCACAAAGAAAUCUGAAUUAAGCUCAAGCAAUAUGCAAUUAAUAAACUAUGAAUUUAAAAUAAUAAAUAAGGUUUUCCGAUUCAAUUAGGUAUGCAAAUAAAUAAGGAUUUCUGAUAUAAAGGGUAGAACGCAUAGAGAUCUAUUUUUCCUUUUUGGAAAAGGAAUACUAAGACGGGGGGGAUAAAAGCCGGUUUCCAGCCUCCUAUAUAUACCCCAAUCGCUAUUAGCCAUAAAAGCCCCAAAUAUAAGUCUUGCGCAGCAAACAACGUCUAACAGAGAGCACAAACAACAAUUUUGGGUAACCUGCAGGCACGCUGUGAUGAUGAUGAUGAUAAGCUCCAUCUCGCCCUUACCAGCUCCUCCUACUUCUGUCACGACACAUACAAAGCCUAUUGGCAUCAUCCCUCCACCUCCAGAAACAGCAAAAAUCAUCAACAAAACUGCCAAGCACGUUUCCAAGAAUGGACCGAAAUUUGAGACGAAGGUCAUCACUGAAAAGACUAGACUAAAUCCAGAUCCAAAAUUCGACUUUUUGAAUUCCUCACAUCCCUACCAUGCAUAUUAUCAGCACCGGGUGGCCGCGUUCCUUUCCCAGCCUGAUCAGUCUUCUGAAGAGCCAGCUCCAGCUCCAGUUGUAGAUGUUAAAGCUGGAACACCAAACCCUGAUUCCCUCUCCCAGCUUAGACCUGAAUGCAAAGUGCCCGAACCCGAAGAGUUUACUGUUCAGCUCCCUCAAGGAAUUAGUGGAGAAGAACUGGAUGUUAUGAAGCUCACAGCCCAGUUUGUAGCUCGGAAUGGGAAAUCGUUUUUGACAGAAUUGACAAGUAGAGAGAGUAAAAACCCCCAGUUCUAUUUUCUCAAUCAUAAACAUAGCUUGUUCAAGUUUUUUACUUCUCUGGCGGAUGCAUAUUCAAAGGUGUUGAUGACAGAAGAAGGGAUGACAGAGAAACUGAAGAAGAACGCGGCGGACAUGACCAUCGUGCUAGAGCGGUGUGUGCAUCGGCUGGGGUGGGAGCAUUAUCAAAAGCAGGCAAAGCAGAAGACUGAAGAUGAGAUUGAGCAGGAAAGGUUACAAAUGGCUGCAAUUGAUUGGCACGAUAAUGUCUUGGUCCAAGUCAUAGACUUUGAUGAUGUUGAGGAUGACUAUUUACCUCCUCCGCUGAGCCUUGAAGAGGUUAUAAGUAGGAGCAAAGUCGUUAUGGAAGCAGAUGAUAAUGUCGAGGAGCAUAGGGAUGUUGAAAUGGAUUUGGAUGAAGAAGAGAUGCAGCUUGUUGAAGAAGGCAUGAAAGUAACGGAGGUGGAACAAGCACCAAUGAGAAUUGUGAAGAACUGGAAGAGACCCGAGGAGAGGAUGAUCCAAUCCAGUGCCGAAAGAGACAUGACGAUUUCCCCCAUUACCGGGGAGCUUGUCCCUAACAAUGAGAUGUCUGAGCACAUGAGGAUUUCCCUCAUUGAUCCAAGAUACAGAGAACAGAAAGAAAGGAUGUUUGCUAAGAUUCGGGAGACUAGUCUUGUUCUUGCUCAGGACGAUGAGAUCUCAAGAAACAUUGUGAACCUUGCGAGAACCCGGCCUGACAUUUUUGGUUCCACAGAGGAGGAAGCUUCCAAUGCUGUUAAGGCUGAGUUUGGAAAGCAGGACAAGCAGCAGGUCAUAUGGGAUGGUCAUGCUGGAAGCACUGGCCGCGCAGCAAAUCAAGCCAUGUCACAGAAUGCCAAUGGAGGUGAUAAAACUGAUGUUGUGAACAAUGAGGUAAGGAACCUUCCUGGUCAGGCGAGACCUUCAGUUCUUCCUCUUCCACCACCUAGUGUUGUUGCCGUUAAUCUUCCUAGUGUUCCUGCAAACACAGUUCAGUAUGCAGGUACAAAUAGCAGUGAUUUCCCUGUCCAAUUUCCAUUGGUUAAGACUACUAUGCCUCCGUCAAUGUUUAUGUCUGCAGCUAGUAUACCUGUACCUCCUCCACCUGUAUCUGAGUUUACAACCAUGCAAAUGGCCUACAUACCUACAAACACAAUGCCGAUGCCUCCACCGCCUUUGCCUCAUGUGCGGCCACCAACACCUCCGCAUGCAGAACCUAAGCCAAAGCGACAGAAGCUUGAUGAUUCAAUGCUUAUUCCAGAAGAUAAAUUUCUGGCACAGCAUCCGGGACCGGUCGGUAUCAAUAUAUCUGUUUCCAUUGUUGACGAAGGUAACCUCAGAGGACAACUUUUGGAGAUCACAGUGCAGUCUUUAUCAGAAACUGUUGGCAGUCUGAAAGAGAAAAUUUCUAGGGAAAUCCAGCUUCCGGCAAACAAACAGAAAUUGAGUGGAAAUACGGGCUUUCUUAAAGACAAUUUGUCCCUUGCAUAUUACAAUGUAGGGGCAGGACAAACACUUGCUCUUUCAAUAAGAGAGCGUGGUGGAAGAAAGAGAUGAACGGUUUGCUGCAAUUUUCAACUAUGUAUCAUUUAUGACUUCUGUUAUUCCUUUUACCUUCUUUGCUAUUAUAUUACAGAUUUUGUCUUUAUAAGAUGAUACUCAUGUCUUCAAUCUUCUCUACUUCCAGGUUCGAUGCUGCUUCCACCAAUGUUUCUUAAACUAACAAUAGUGAACAAGAAAGACGAGUAUUUCUGACUUUAGUUUUAAUUUAUCAUGUAAAUAAUAUUGGAAAAAUGGAAAGGAAAAAAAAAUCUAUGGUAAUGGUUCUGGCCAGAGGUACAAUGGUAAUGAAAGGUUUACAAAAUGGAGUCAAGAGAAUCAGGAAAAAAAACAAGCAAAACCAAAGCCUGUUUGAUGCUGAGGGGUGGCAAGUGGUACAGUAUGGAAGGAGGGUCUGAUAUAGAUCUGAAUAAGCUUGCCAAGUUCAUCAAAUACCAGAAGAAUUAGAUAGGACCCCCACGUUCACACACUUUUCUUUUACUAUUCUGACAUUGCAAAGUGAGUAGCAAAGGAAAGCAACUGUUUAAAGUUAAAGCAUUGUUGUACUAAAGACUUUUUACUGAAAUCAAUUCAUUUGCAUCUAUCUCUAGUUUAAGUAGUAAUAUCCAGUAAGGAAAAGUUUCAAGAAAGCUCACAUUGCGUACACGACAAAUGGCCUUGGAACUGUCCAGGGCAUUCAAUAGAUUGAUAAGCAUUUCCCUAGAAAGUAUACUUGCCAUAGCCACAGAAUCUUUCCCAACGCAGUCAGAGUCAUAUCCUUUAACAAGCAGUGGGCGAUCACAAGCCUGCCGAUGGUGCAAAAGCAUCAAAAAGGAUAUUUGCAUAGUUUUGAUUUUCUGUACCAGCAGCAGCAU